AUGGCAGCAACAUUAAAACCAUACCUAAACGCUGUUAGGUCGACCUUAACGGCCGCCAUGUGUCUGGAAAGUUUCAACUCCCAAGUCGUGGAGAGACACAACAAACCCGAAGUCGAAGUUCGGAGCAGUAAAGAGUUGUUGUUGACACCUUUGGUUGUGAGUCGAAACGAGAAAGAAAAAGUCUUAAUAGAGGGUUCUAUUAACUCAAUUCGUGUGAGCAUUGGUGUAAAGCAAGCUGACGAAAUUGAGAAGAUUUUAUGCAAGAAAUUCAUGCGAUUCAUGAUGCAACGUGCGGAGCACUUUUUCAUUUUGCGAAGGAAGCCAGUCGAAGGGUACGACAUCAGCUUUCUUAUAACCAACUUCCACACGGAGCAAAUGUACAAACACAAGCUAGUCGACUUUGUUAUUCAAUUCAUGGAGGACAUCGACAAGGAAAUAAGCGAAAUGAAAUUAGCAGUGAACUCAAGAGCACGUAUAUGUGCAGAGGAAUUUUUGAAAAACUUUUAA
This is a messenger RNA of Paramuricea clavata, 507 nucleotides long. NCBI's taxonomy places the organism in Eukaryota, Metazoa, Cnidaria, Anthozoa, Malacalcyonacea, Plexauridae. The record is from the annotation of a GenBank genome assembly.